Molecule: messenger RNA, 5410 nt
Organism: Pomacea canaliculata
Lineage: Eukaryota; Metazoa; Mollusca; Gastropoda; Architaenioglossa; Ampullariidae
Product: xanthine dehydrogenase-like
Molecular function (GO): iron ion binding; FAD binding; oxidoreductase activity
Source: RefSeq, a predicted model, not a curated record
UGGUUAUCUGUAUAAUCUUGAUAUUAUGUACAAAAACUGGAACCGUAUACGGUCGAAGGUGCAUUGUGAAAGAAGACCUUAGUCGCUGGGUCGGGUUUGAGGUCUCGGAAUAAUACUGCUCAGGGUUUGUUUUCCAAGACAACAGAUGCACAGACAUGUGUGUGUGAUUGUCUCAAGUAACGAGAAGCUUAUCUGCACCUCUGUAUGAAUCUUAGGCCUAAGAAUCACUAUAGCACUUGACAGGACAGAUUGAAGAAAAUAUUGGCCGGUGCCUGGCUGGAUCUUGGUCCGAGUAGAAGCAGGAUGUCUGGGGCAGCCGUGUGUCUCGCUCCUCCAUUUGUACAAUGUCCUGCCUGUGCAGAAAGACAUGAGUUGCCUCUGGAAGAGAGGGACAAGACAGAACAGUCUGGAAAUUGUAUCCGCUGUGGAUUUUACUUCAAGUUACAACUGAAGCAGGCAGCUAGCUCCACGGUUACCUUCUCUGUCAAUGGAACUACGUACACGGUGGGCGACGAGUACGACCCAGCCAUGUCUCUGGUGGAGUACCUGCGGACUACAGACAUUUCCAAGGGCACAAAGCAGCUUUGCAAUGAAGGAGGAUGCGGGCUGUGUCUGGUCGUUGUCAAACUCUACGAGCCGGUCAGCAGGAUCGAACAGCUGUACGCAGUGAACGCCUGCUUGGUUCUACUGUACAUGUGUGACGGGUGGGAAAUAACUACAAUCGAAGGAUUGGGUAACCCACGCACAGGACUCCACCCGAUUCAACAUCGUCUAGUCCAAAAGAAUGGCUCUCAGUGUGGCUUCUGUAGCCCCGGGCAGAUCAUGAAUAUGUACGGACUGCUGCAAAGAAACCAUCAGCCUACAAUGGAAGCCGUGGAAGAUGUUUAUGACACCACCAUCUGCCGAUGUACAGGAUACAGAUCCAUCAUGGACGCCAUGAAGUCAUUCGCAUCGGAUGCGCCACCUGUCCUUCAAGGGAAGAUGAUUGACAUCGAGGAUCUGAACCCGAAAAUGUGCAAGAAGACUGGAAAGAAGUGGGGGAAGUGCGCUCAAAGAAAGGAGCAAGGCGUUUCUGGAGUACAGGAUAUUGUGGACAACAGAGACAUGAAGCCACAAGAUCUGCGGAUCGUAGGGGCCAGAGCUCAGUGGUUCAAACCCACAACAUUGCAGGGUUUGUACCAACUUCUUCAACAGUACCGCACAGCCAACUACACCCUCGUAUUCGGCAACACUGGCUUCGGUAUUUACAAGGAGAUCGGACCGUGGACGUUCGAUGUGCUGAUUGACAUCAGAGGUGUGCGGGAACUGUUCAGAACUGACUUCGUUCCAACAGUGGUGUGGGGAGCUAACCUAAGUAUUGGUAAUUUGUUGGACUUGUUCACGAGAUCCAGCUCCAAUCCCACAAUGCCUUACGCACCAGUAUUCGCUCAGCAUUUGAAAAAAGUUGCAAACAACACCAUACGAAGUCUUGCCUGCUGGGCGGGAAAUUUGAUGCUGAAACACAAACAUCCGAUCUUCAUGUCUGACAUCUACGCCAUGUUGGAAACUGUGGGCGCAAAGCUUCUGAUUGGGGACGGAGAUGGAAGUCAAAGCCAGUCCAGUCUGGAAGAUUUCCUUAGCCUGGACAUGAAGGGCAAGGUUAUUGAAGCAGUUUUUCUCCCCACGUACAGCGAUAAUAAGAACUCCAUCAGAAUCUACCGCGUGUCGCAGCGCCUACAGACUUGCUACAGUCACGUGAUCGCUGGGUUCAACUUCAAACUUGACAGGGCCAGCAACUACACUGUCCUGGAACGUCCUACCCUUGUCUUUCAAGGCAUCAGUGAGCAAGUUAACCGAGCCAAGAUGACAGAAUCGUUUCUGGUUGGGAAGGAGCUUGGAAAUCCACAAGUGAUAAAAGAUGCCAUAUCGGUUAUGAAUAUAGAACUGGCCCCAGUGAGUGACCCCGGUCUGGCCAGUCCCGUCUUUAGACAAAAUCUCGCCAAGUCGCUCUUCUACAGGUACGUUCUUGACGUGUGUCAAAACAACGCGAGCGAGAGAUACCGCAGCGGAGGGUUUCCACUGACUCGCCCGGUGUCUUCUGGGACGCAGACCUUUGACACCCGCAGGGAUGAGUGGCCUCUGACCCAGCCCAUGACUUCAGUCGACGCUGACUACCAGGUGUCUGGGCUGACGCGGUAUUUGGAUGACACGCUUCUGAGUCACACCGAACUGUACGCCUGUUUCGUCAUCAGCACUCAGGGCAACGCCCGCAUCGAUUCCGUCGAUCCACGGGCCGCUUUGGCCCUGCCAGGAGUACACAGAUUCAUCCAUUCUUCAGACUUCCCCCAAGGUGGGAAGAACAAUUUCGUUUUGUACUCCAAAGUCCCAGAAGAGAUCCUCUGCAGUGGUCAGGUGUUAUAUGCUGGGCAACCUAUUGGAAUCAUUGUGGCAGACAGCAACCACAUCGCCAGCACCGCUGCAUCCAUGGUCAGCGUGACUUACACCAACGUGCAGCCGCCAUUACUGGACAUUCACAAGGCCAUCGAGCAGGGCUCCGUGUUUCCAGACAAACCUGACCCUGUGGUCGUCGGUGAUGCUGACCGUGCGAUACGGGAGUCAGCACGGCGCGUGGGUGGGUCCGUGGAGACGGGGGAGCAGUACCAGUUCCACAUGGAGACUCAGAUCAGUCGAUGUGCCCCCAACGACAACGGGGGGAUGGACGUGCAGGCGACAACACAGUGGGUGGACCUGUGCACUCAGACAGUGGCCAGCGUUCUGAACAUUCCCCACAGCAGUGUGACUACGGAAGUAGUUCGACUUGGCGGUGGAUUUGGCGCCAAGAUUUCCCGCAACUUCCUGAUUUCUGGAGCAUGCGCUCUGGCUGCCUACAUCAUGCAAAGACCCGUGAGGAUGGUGCUAGACCUGCACACAAACAUGAAGGCUAUUGGAAGACGGGACGCUUGCUUCGCAAACUAUGAGGCUGGCUUCACCGAGGAAGGGAAGCUGAACGGAAUUAAAGUCGACUUCUAUUCUGACAUGGGGUACAACGAUGCUGACAGUUCUCUAGAUGAUAUAUCAAACUUUAUUGACAGCUGCUACUCCUGCAAUAACUGGAAGCUAACGACUACUGCUGUGAAGACAAACAAACCGUCUAUGACAUACUGCAGAUCGCCAGGCUCGCUGCAGUGUCAGUUUGUAAUGGACACCAUCAUCGAGCACGUGGCUAAAGAACUCAACAAAGACCGUGAAGUUCGCAAAAUUAACCUGUACCAGACAGGAGAGCACACUUUGAAUGGAAUGAGACUGGAUCACUGCAACAUCCGGGAUAUCGUGACACAGCUGGAGACGUCUGCUGGCAUUGGCAGAAAGCAACAGGUUGCUGCAUUCAACCAGACGAACCGCUGGAAGAAGCGGGGCCUGUCCCUGGUGCCAACUCGCUGGGGUGUGAACUGGGCCUGGGCCUACUACAAUGUGCUGGUGGCCAUACACAGCGGGGAUGGCACCGUCUCCAUUGCACAUGGCGGCAUUGAUAUGGGGCAAGGGAUUAAUACAAAGAUAAUCCAAGUAUGUGCCUAUGCUGGUAUACCCAUGUCUUUGAUUCGUGUGAAAAAGACUUCGUCCACUUCAAGCUCCAACUCGCAAACCACUGGAGGUUCCACAACAUGCGAACUGAACUGCUUGGCUGUGAUUAACUGCUGCACUGUGCUGAAGGCCCGGAUGCAACCAGUCCGCGCCAAGAUGGGCAACCCGACCUGGCUGCAACUCGUAGACCAGUGUUUUAAAGAUGGAGUGGACCUCAGCACUCAGUACUAUGUUCGGCCUACUACGGAGUUCAAGUCCCGUUACAACGCGUAUGCUGCGGCCAUCACGGAAGCGGAAGUGGACAUUCUGACGGGACAAUCGCAAAUACGCCGCGUGGACAUCUUGUACGACUGUGGGGAAAGCAUGAACCCGGAGAUCGACGUUGGCCAGGUGGAGGGCGGUUUCAUGAUGGGGCUGGGGUACCACCUGACCGAAAAAAUCAGAUACAAUCCGACUACUGGAGUUCUGAUCACAGACGGUACCUGGGAAUAUAAACCACCGUUACCCAAGGACCAGCCAAUAGAUUUUCGGGUGAAUCUGCUGAAGAACACACCCAACCCACUUGGCGUGCUGAGCUCUAAGGCGGUUGGUGAGCCCCCGAUGAUGAUGAGCAGCUCCGCCCUGUUCGCCAUCAAGCACGCCGUGGAGGCUGCACGUGCAGAGAUCGGCCAAGACACGUACUUCCCACUGAAUUCACCAGCACUGGUAGAGAACGUUCACCUGGCGUCCCUGAUCGACUUUACACAGUUCAACUUCCACGACUGAACGCCAUCAAUGUCCGCCAGGUGGCGACAACAGUUGCAUCUGAACGGCAAUGUGGAAAGUGCUUUGUGAUUUCUGCGCAAACGCAUUUCUCCGCACACUUGUGCAGCAAUCAUACGGCGCCAAUCAGAUCAUUCGAGCGCAGCACGUGAACAGGGGAUAAAAUUAUCAUAAAUAAUUGUAAGGUAAACACCACAGUGACAGGUAACUGCAAGAGAAAUGCUUUGAAAUGUUUUUUUCAUGAGACUUUUAACUCUUUCAUCUUUACAGGUGAUUGUCUCUUCUACUCUCUGUCUUUGAUUUAUUAGGUUCUUUGAUAAAAGCUAGAAAUAUAUUUUGAUGAUGGCAGCUGAAAUGACAUUUAUACGAUGACAAUGGAAUGACAUUUAUGUGAAGACAUUCACUGUUAAUGAUGACAGUUGCAACGAUUAAAGGCUUUUUCUUUUGGUUGUGUAAGUCGCCUUUAUGUAUUAAUAUGCAUUUGGUUAUGGAUAUUUUGACAAGAAACUGGACUAACUAUAAUUCACUGCUUAUAAAAGGGUCUUAAUAUAAUUAUGAAGUGCCUACAACAUUUUUUUCUCAUGUAAUCAGUAAAUUGAUCUUCAAAGGAAGUGAUCAGAUUGUGAUGUGUAUAUUUUUAGACCGUACUUGGGAAGAUUAUUCUCACAAAAGAUUAUUGUCAUGUUUGGUUGUUUUGAUUGGUUAAGUCACCGAGGUAAUAGUUGAAGAUAUUCAGAUAUGACUUGCGAUAGAUCUUUUGAAAAUUACUCUUCGUUAAUUUUGUUUGUCACACAAAUGCUAAUACUGUUAAAUCCAUUUGGGUAUUAGGUAGUUUCUUAUAUCUCGUAGGAUUUGGUGCAUGUUUCUUGAAUGAUGCAAGUAGACAGUAAACCACGAAUGGUCAGGAGAGAGAGAGUUGCACAGUUUUAAUUUUCUGUGUGAAGUGGGACAAGUUUAAUUGGAAACUAGGCUCUCUGUCAUCUGCAUUAAAAUAAAGCAGCAUGCUUUACUUUCCUUUAAAGACGACGAGGUUUCUUUCAUCUUUGUAAUAUUAACAACUCAGUAAUAUCAGAAACUUGUUCUGAAA